Molecule: messenger RNA, 1535 nt
Organism: Pyrenophora tritici-repentis Pt-1C-BFP
Lineage: Eukaryota; Fungi; Ascomycota; Dothideomycetes; Pleosporales; Pleosporaceae
Product: OCH1, Mannosyltransferase OCH1
Biological process (GO): protein N-linked glycosylation
Cellular component (GO): mannan polymerase complex
Molecular function (GO): alpha-1,6-mannosyltransferase activity
Source: RefSeq, a predicted model, not a curated record
GUCCUUCGUUCCUGCAAGAAAACCUCUUCGAGACUUGCCUGCCUGUCUGUCUGUCUGUCUGUCUGUCUGUCUUUCUGUCUUUCUUUCACUCAACAAUCAACACGCCAGCCCGCAUGCGGCACUAGUCUGUUUUGCCCACUUCCCGAAGCAGAGAAUCACAUACCACACUGUACCACGCUUACAACCGUCCCUUCUACGCCUCGAAUCCUGUACCUGUGCCCUUUAUUUACCCACCUCGCACCUGUACCUGACCUGGCCCGAUCUGACCUGGAUUCCUGUAUACGCCCUCCACCCCUCUUGCGCCGCCUUCUGGCAAUUGUUUGCCCACCCUACCCACGAUGCUCUCUUUCAAGAAAGCCCUCGUGCUUUCACUCGCCUGUUUGACGCUUUUUUUCAUUUUCAAGGCACAGCACCACGGCAACACCGCGCCCAACUUCCGCAAUGCCAAAGACAUGCCCCGCCCGACUGCUUGGGUAAAUCCGGCCGAUAGGGAGAGCGCAAGAAAAAAGGCCGCAAAAGUUCAGGAGGAGCUGAAGAAGGCGAAAGCAGCACAGGCGAUCAAGGCAUCAGAAAAGAGCGACAAGUCUUUCAACACGCCAGAUUCCCCAGCCAAGCCGCCCAAGACACAGAUUGCCAUGGAUGUGCUGAGGAAGAAGCCGCUUAAAGAGCAGCUCGAGUACCAGUUCCCCUACGAUGUCGACACCAAGACUCCCGCCUACAUUUGGCAGACGUGGAAGACCACCCCCGCACAGGGCGAGUUCGAUGAGAUUUUCCGCGAGCCCGAGGCUAGUUGGAGUAUCCACCACCCCUCGUUUGUACACGAGGUCAUCACCGAUAACGUCGCCGUACACCUCAUCAGACACCUAUACGCCUCCAUUCCAGAAGUCAUUGAAGCCUACAACGCCCUCCCAGUCCCCGUUCUCAAGGCUGACUUUUUCCGUUAUCUGAUCCUCCUCGCCCGCGGCGGCAUCUACUCGGACAUUGACACGGCGGCCUUGAAGCCCGCGUCAGACUGGAUACCCUCGGAUGUGCCUGUAAGCUCCUACGGCAUGGUCAUUGGUAUCGAGGCCGACCCAGACCGCCCAGACUGGGCCGACUGGUACUCUCGUCGUAUCCAGUUCUGCCAAUGGACUAUCCAAUCCAAGCCCGGCCACCCUGUUCUUAUCGACGUUGUUGCCAACAUCACGCAAGAGACACUCAACCGCAAGCGCGAUGGAAAGCUUUCCAAGGACCACAAAGGAAUAAUCGAGUUUACUGGCCCUGCCGUAUGGACCGACUCCAUCUUCUCGUACUUCAACAACCCCGAAUAUUUUGAUAUGAGCACAAGCAAGGGCAACAUUACGUGGGAACACUUUACUGGAAUGAAGGCACCCAAAAAGGUCGGCGACGUUAUCGUCCUGCCCAUCACAAGCUUCAGCCCUGGUGUUAAGACUAUGGGAGCUGGCGAAGACGACGACCCGAUGGCUUUCGUGAAGCACAACUUUGAGGGUACAUGGAAGCCCGAAAGCCUGCGUCACAUUGGCGAAAUCUCAUAG